AGACCACCUUACCGGUGAUAUCAUACUAAACUAACAAACUAUCACCAAACUUGUAAAUAUUAAUCUGACCCUCUCUUUAUAGACUACACUCAUACUUAACACUCAUAGAAAAAUCACCAUGUUGAGUCGUUGUAUGUUGAGAACUGUCGGUAUGCCAUUGCACACCAGAGUCAUCUCGAGAGUGGCAUUAACACCAAUGUCAAAGUCAUUACCAAAAUUAUUGACAGGAAGAUAUUAUUCCACUGGUAAAGAUGCUGAUAAAAAGAAGUCAGAAAAACCUCAAAGUAUUUUAACUGAAGAUAUCUUAGCUAAGGCAGGUUUUGAAGAUAUUGAUCCUAAGAAACAAGAAGGUCAACAAGAACAACCAGAAACUGAAACUGAAACUGGAUCCGAAGAAGAUGCUUCUGAAAGAUCUAGUAGAAGAAGUAGAAGAAGAGCUCAAACUUCAAAGGAUAUAAAACGUGAAAGAGCUGCCAAUUUAUUCUAUUUACUUACUUUUGGUACUUCUGUUGUUGGUGUUGGUUAUUUGAGUAGAAAUUGGGAUAACGAACAAGAACAAAAAGCUUUAGAAGCUACUAAUAUUGAUAAUGGAUAUACUCCUCAAUUAAUGUAUGACAGAUUAUCUGCUAGAUUAAGUUCAUUAUUUACUUUCUUUUCCGAACCAGCUUUUGAACAAUUAUUGCCACCACCCGCCCCAGAAGCUUACAGAAGACCAUUAACUUUAGUAUUAACUUUAGAUGAUUUAUUAGUUCAUUCUUCUUGGGAUACUAAACAUGGUUGGAGAACUGCUAAAAGACCAGGUUUAGAUUAUUUCCUUGGUUACUUAUCUCAAUACUAUGAAAUUGUUAUCUUUGGUUCUAAUUAUCAAGUUUAUUCCGAUAAAACUGUCAACAAAUUAGAUCCGUACCAUGCUUUCAUCUCUUAUGCUUUAUAUAAAGAAGCUUGUCGUUACAAAGAUGGUAAAAAUAUUAAAGAUUUAUCAUUAUUAAAUAGAGAUUUAGGUAAAACCGUUAUGGUUGAAGUUGAUCCAAAUUGUGCUUCAUUACAACCAGAAAAUUCAAUUGUUCUUAAUCCAUGGGAUGGUCAAGCUGAUGAUUAUUUAGUUAAAUUGAUUCCAUUUUUGGAAUAUUUGGCUACUCAACCAGUUAAAGACGUUAGACCAAUCUUAAAUUCAUUCAAAGAUAGAAGUAAUAUCAUUGAAGAAUUCGAAGAAAGAGAAAAACUUUUAAGACAAAGAUGGGCAGAAGAUAACAAAAAUUUAUUAAAAAAUGUAGGUAAACCAAAUGCUGGUACAUUCUUAGCUCAAUUAUUUGGAGUUCCAAGUUUUAAUAAAGAACCUAAAAUGCCAUUAGAUAUCAUUAGAGAACAUGGACAAUUCCAAUACCAACAAAUGAUUAAACAUUUGAAUGAAAAUAUCCAAAAGUUCUUAGAAGAUGAUAAAAAAUUCACUGAGCAAUUUGGUAAAACUAGUAUUAAUAAAUUGUUAACUGAAGAAAGACCAAGUCCUGAAAAGAUUGCUCAAAUGCAAGCUGAAUUCAAACAAAAGCAAGAACAAGAAGAAGCUGCUGCUGCUGCUGCUGCUGGAAGCAAAUAAUGAAUAAUCAAUUUUCUGUAUAUAUAAUUACGUCCUGUACUUUAAGUAAUACAAACUUUGUAUGAAGUGGAUUCCGGUAUCUAAGCGCAAUAGUUUGUAGUUUGUAGUUAUGGCUUAAUUAAGCGAAGGUUGAGUACCUACCCGCACUAUCACCGAAAUCGGCUUGUCCCAAUGCCCACACAAUAAAAGAGAAGAAGCACUGUUAAUUGCAGUAGAACUAAUUUCUUACAGGAAUAAUUAUAGGCAAGGCUGUAACCGAAUCAAUAUAAGGUACCAUCACCUGACAUAAAUAAUUUGUAGUAGUGUAAACGAUUUCCUCACGUAAUCAG
Molecule: messenger RNA, 1923 nt
Organism: Scheffersomyces amazonensis
Lineage: Eukaryota; Fungi; Ascomycota; Pichiomycetes; Serinales; Debaryomycetaceae
Gene: TIM50
Product: protein translocase subunit
Exons: 1
Coding region: 119-1594 (491 amino acids)
Biological process (GO): protein import into mitochondrial matrix
Cellular component (GO): TIM23 mitochondrial import inner membrane translocase complex
Source: RefSeq, a predicted model, not a curated record